Molecule: messenger RNA, 4335 nt
Organism: Anopheles merus
Lineage: Eukaryota; Metazoa; Arthropoda; Insecta; Diptera; Culicidae
Gene: Tudor-SN
Product: staphylococcal nuclease domain-containing protein 1
Exons: 8
Coding region: 454-3213 (919 amino acids)
Biological process (GO): mRNA catabolic process; regulatory ncRNA-mediated gene silencing
Cellular component (GO): cytosol; RISC complex; nucleus
Molecular function (GO): nuclease activity; RNA binding
Source: RefSeq, a predicted model, not a curated record
CCUGCUGCAAUAAUUGUUGCUUGGGCCAAGACUGGGGCAGAUAUAUUUUCUCCCGUGCUGUAGCGCCGUUCGGUCAUAGAAAGUGUUCAAUUUUUCGGCCGUUCCUCUGAAUUUGGUGCCGUCCGGUGCAACUGUGGUGACCUGGUUGCCCCUGCACCCCAAUUCCCGUGGUUACACACGUUCGCCCCUCUGGUCUAUUGUACCCGUUGCAGCCGUCGUAGUGUGUGUGUGUGUGUGUUUGUGAGUGUGCGUGUGUCGCUCUUGCUGUCCCGGUGUGUCACUGUCGUCGUCGUGGUACAUGGUGUGGUGUGAUCAGUAGUUCCAAACGCCGCUAGCUCCCGUACGGACUCGUUUUGCUCCUGAUCGCAAAGGUAUAGAAAGUGUGUUCCAACAGUCCCGUAGUGAAAACAGAAAAGUUCUGCCGAGCAGCAACGUUGCCCUACGGAACGCAAAAUGAGUGCCGCUAAUGUCCCCGCCGCCGCCGCCAACCCUGCUCCACCGCCCGUGCUGAAGAAAGGCAUCGUGAAGCAGAUUCUUUCCGGUGAUUCGCUGAUCCUGCGCGAUAAACCCGUCAAUGGACCGCCACGAGAGAAGCAGCUUAAUUUUGCUGGCAUCGUCGCACCGAAGCUUGCCCGCCGACCAACCAACGGAUCGAGUGACGGUUCGAGGGAUCAACCCUAUGCCUGGGAGUCCCGCGAGUACCUGCGCCAGCGUCUGAUCGGGCAGGAGGUGUGGUUCUACUCGGAGAAGCCGCCGAACGCGAACCGCGAGUACGGCUACGUGAAGCUCGGCAAGGAACCGAACGCGGAAAACAUCGUCGAGUCGAUCGUGUCGGAGGGUUUGGUGACGGUGCGCCGCGACAACGUGCGCCAGACGCCCGAGCAUGCCCGCCUGAUCGAGCUGGAGGAUGCGGCCCGGCGCGCCCGGAAGGGCCUCUGGAGCGAUGCGCCCGAGGGCGAGCACGUGCGUAACAUCGUGUGGAACAUCGACAACCCGAAGCAGUUCGUGGACCAGCACGCCGGCCAGCUGAUCAAGGCGAUCAUCGAGCACGUGCGGGACGGUUCGACGGUCCGCGCCUUCCUCAUGCCGAACCCGCGCGUCUUCCAGCACGUCACGCUCAUGAUGUCCGGCAUCCGCUGCCCGGGCUUCAAGCUGGACGCGGAGGGCCGGCCGGACAACACGACCGAGGUGCCGUACGCGGACGAGGCCCGCUUCCACGUGGAGUGCCGGCUGCUGCAGCGCGAGGUGAAGGUGCGGCUCGAGUCGAACAGCAACACCAACUUCCUCGGCACGAUCCUGUGUCCGGAGGGUAACAUUGCCGAGUCGCUGCUGCGCAACGGGUUCGCCAAGUGCGUCGAGUGGAGCAUACCGUACGUGAAGGAGGGCAUCGACCGGCUGCGCGCGUGCGAGCGGGAAGCGAAGGCCGCCCGGUUGCGGCUGUGGAAGGACUACAAGCCGCCGGCGGCGUUGGCCAACACCAAGGACAAGGAGCUGGUCGGCACGGUGAUGGAGGUGUACAACGGCGAUGCCGUGCUGGUGAAGGUCGGCACGGUGUCGAAGAAGGUGUUCUUCUCGUCGAUCCGUCCGCCGCGCCCGAAGGAGGACGAUGGUCCGCGGGCGAAGAACUCGCGCCCCCUGUACGACAUUCCCUACAUGUUUGAGGCGCGCGAGUUCCUGCGCAAGAAGCUGAUCGGCAAGCGAGUGACGUGUACGCUCGACUACGUGGCGCCGGCCCGCGACAACUACCCGGAGAAGUACUGCUACACCGUGCGCCUGGACGACCAGAACAUCGCUGAGGCAAUGCUUGAGCGGGGCCUCGCCACGGUGAUCAACUACCGCCAGGACGAUGAGCAGCGCUCGCCCGAGUACGACAAACUGCGCGCCGCCCAGGAGCAGGCGAUCAAGGGCCAGAAGGGUAUGCACGCGAAGAAGCAGACGCCGUCGCAUCGCAUCAAUGACCUGACCACGGACCAUUCCCGCAUCAAGCAUCACUACCUGCCGUCCUGGCAGCGUGCCCUGCGUACCGAGGCGCUGGUCGAGUUCGUGGCGAGCGGUUCCCGCCUCCGGCUCUACUGCCCGAAGGAAAGCUGCCUGGUCACGUUCCUGCUCGCCGGCAUCAGCUGCCGCCGCUCGUCCCGCCCGGCGAUCGGUGGUGCCCCGGCCCAGGAAGCGGAACCGUACGGCGAUGAGGCGCUCCAGUUCACGCGCGAGAAGGUGCUGCAGCGGGACGUGAGCGUGAAGAUCGAAACGACCGACAAGCAGGCGACGAGCGUGAUCGGCUGGCUGUUCACCGACCACAACGUGAACCUGUCGGUCGCCCUGGUCGAGGAGGGUCUGGCUGAGGUGCACUUUACCGCGGAAAAGUCCGACUACUAUCGCGUGCUGCGCGAUGCGGAGGCGCGCGCCAAGGCCCAGCGCAAGAACAUCUGGAAGGAUUACGUCGAGAAGGCGGCGGCCGAGGAGGAGAAGGACGAGAUCGAGGACACGCCGGACGUGAACACGCCGGUCGAGCGCAAGGUGAAGUACGAGAGCGUGGUCGUGACGGAGGUGACGCCCGAGCUGCAGUUCUACGCGCAGCACACGGACCAGGGCGCCAAGCUCGAGGAGCUGAUGACGAAGCUGCGCCAGGACUUUAAGGCGAUGCCGCCGGUAACGGGCUCGUACGCGCCGAAGCGCGGCGACAUGUGUGCGGCCAAGUUCUCCGAGGACAACGAGUGGUACCGUGCGAAGGUGGAGAAGGUCGAGAAGGGUGGCAACGUGACGAUUCUCUACAUCGACUACGGCAACCGUGAGACUGUCCCAUCGACCCGCCUUGCCAUGAUCCCGCCUACGUUCAUCUCGGAGAAGCCGUUCGCGCACCUGUACGUGCCGGCGCUGUUGCUGCUGCCGACCGAUGCUGACGAUCGUGCCGAGGCCGUGAAGGCGUUCUCGCAGGACGUACUGAACCGAACGCUCAACAUGAACGUGGAGUAUCGCAUCUCGGGCACCGAGUACGUGACGCUGGUCGACCCCGCAACAAAGGCCGACAUCGCCGAGGACCUGAUCGCUGACGGUUACUUGAUCGCGGACAAGAACAAGAAGGAUCGCAGAUUGACCAAGCUGAUUGCGGACUACAAGGAUGCCGAGCAGAAGGCCCGCAAGCAGCACAAGGGCAUCUGGCAGUACGGUGACAGCACCGAGGACCAGGCCGGAGAGUUUGGCCUCAGCCGUUAAUGGGGUCAAGCCCCACUCUCCCAGUAUGCUGUUCGGCCAAAGCGCAACCGCAGCGGUUCCGCGUGCUCCGUUCGCUCUAUCUUGUCACCUGGCCAGCCCAUUCCAACGAUGGUCGUUAAUUCUUUCCCUUCAUUGCCGAUCUGUGUAAUGGAAUGGUGCGCAUCGUAAUAUGAUGUGUGCAUCGUUCAUUCCGGGUUGUGUGAAAAAGGAAGAUGAAACUGGCCAUCUAAAAAAUGGCUGCUAGGCUCAAGAUGUCUUUCUAAGUCGGUCUGCUUGGUGCUGCGUUUGGUUGUGAAGUGUGUUGCUGUGAAUGCUGCGCCAUUCUCAAACGGUUGAACCGUUCCGAUGUAAGCGCUUCUUCACGGCGACACGCAAAACUCGGAACGCGCACGCACGCAGCAACCGACAAGAGCUGGAACCGAGAACCGGGCUGAACGCAUACAAUGAAUCAUUACACACCUGCCUAUCGAUAUAUAACAGUAAAAACUAUAUAAAAAAGAAAAACAGCUACACUAUAUAAUGUGAGAUAAAAACGAAGAAAAAAAAAAGUUGUAAAAGAAAGAGGCGGUAUGAGGGGACGCGCUCAACAACGAUGGAUUUGCUCUGGCGUUUCACAAAGCGGAGGUAGUAAGUGUUUCGUCGCACUGCCCUUUUCGGCCCUCUCGAAUGCGUGUGUCACCUUCCAGCGCAUUAUCAAACACGAGCUUUUCCUCGUGUUUCCAGAGAAGAGAGGCUGGUCGUGAACGAAAUCGGCGCGCCUAAUACUCUUUGCGGCUGUUGGAAUGCGGUUCGAUUCCGUUCACAACAACAAAACAUCAGCACACCCACACUACUCAGACGGUGCUGCGAGCAAAAACACAGAAGGGCAUCUACUGAAACAUGAGACUAGACUGGAGCAUAUAAAACAAACACUCACACACACUCACACAUUCGCGGGCGCGCCAGAGCAAUGCAUAUUUUGGUGGGCGGCUGGCCUUUUGUUAUCACGCGUUCACAUUUAGCCAUUAGGUUUGUCUUUUCCCAUUAGUAUCCACACAAAGCUAUGUGUUUAUUUUUACGAAUUACGCGUAACGCAUUGUAUCUUCCAUUUGCCUCCGAUUGUCAUAAAGAAUCUUUUGAUUU